AUGUCCACCGCGGCCGCUCUCCAGGCCCGCUUGAAGGAGCUAUCCACCACACUCGGCCAGAUUCAACCUCUAGUGAACCGACUGCGCAAUUUCACCUCUUCUAUCGGACAAGGCGACGAGGCGCGCGUGGAGCUUGGAGCCGAAAUACACUCGCAGUUGAAAGACGCCGAGGGUGAAUUGGAGCUAUUGCGCGGGGACAUUGAGGCGCUAGAUACCGGUUCAGAGGGGAGGAGGAAAUCAGCUGUGAAUGGUGCGGAGAAGGAGGCUGAGAAGGAGCGUGUUGUUGCGAUGGCGGGGCGGUUGUGGGAUGAUUUGAAGAGGACUCGGGGAGAUUUCCGGAAUGCUCAGUUACAAGCUAAGCGGAAUGCUGAGCUUGCGAAGCGCAAGGAGCGCGAGUUAUUGCUCUCGAGGUCGCAGGCUUCGUCUGAGAAGAGAGGUCCAUCGGAGAAGUUCACGCAGGAGGAUCUGGUGUUGAAUGCUUCGAAUGAUGUGACAGCUGCUUUGCGCCGGACACACCACUUGAUGCAGGCUGAGCUGUCUCGUAGUCAGUUUGCUCAAGAGACACUUGAACAAUCAACGGCCGCAAUCUCCUCCUUAUCUGAGUCCUACAGCAGCCUCGACACACUCCUCGCCAACUCUCGCAGCCUCGCUAAUUCUCUUCUCCGCUCCCAAAAAUCAGAUACAUGGUACCUCGAAACGGCGUUUUAUAUUCUCAUUGGAACUAUUUCAUGGCUUAUCUUCCGCCGUGUCCUCUACGGUCCCAUGUGGUGGCUAAUUUGGCUUCCGGUCAAAUUUGCCAUGCGAUUCGCCUUCGCUGCUUUCAGCGCUGUUGGAACCUCAAAGGGGUCAAAUGAGCUUGCAUCUAGCUCAAUUGCUAGCGAUAUAUCCGCGACUAUUCAACAGGCUGCUACUGCUGUGAUGGGGGGAACUGUACCAAGUGGUGAUGCUGCGUGGGAUCAUGAGAAGCCUGCAGAAUAUGAGCAAGAUCGUAUCAUUGAUAAGAUUGGGCGCAUGGUCGAGGAUGGAAAGUGGGAUGGAACUAAUAUCGAUGAUAUCUCGCCGGAAGAGAUGGAAAGGCAGGAUGAGGUACCGCGCAACCCGAAGAAGCGGAUGUAUGAGGAGGAAGUUGUGCGGGAUGAGCUUUAG
This is a messenger RNA of Penicillium subrubescens, 1146 nucleotides long. Its product is annotated as putative protein transport membrane glycoprotein Sec20. Gene Ontology annotation, molecular function: SNAP receptor activity. Gene Ontology annotation, cellular component: endoplasmic reticulum; SNARE complex. Gene Ontology annotation, biological process: retrograde vesicle-mediated transport, Golgi to endoplasmic reticulum. The record is from RefSeq and is a predicted model, not a curated record. The transcript has 3 exons. The coding region runs from base 1 to 1146 and encodes 381 amino acids. NCBI's taxonomy places the organism in Eukaryota, Fungi, Ascomycota, Eurotiomycetes, Eurotiales, Aspergillaceae.